Messenger RNA from Rhododendron vialii, 1982 nucleotides. Its product is annotated as auxin-responsive protein IAA18-like. Gene Ontology annotation, molecular function: protein binding. Gene Ontology annotation, cellular component: nucleus. The coding region runs from base 561 to 1661 and encodes 366 amino acids. Lineage: Eukaryota; Viridiplantae; Streptophyta; Magnoliopsida; Ericales; Ericaceae. The transcript has 6 exons. Gene Ontology annotation, biological process: regulation of DNA-templated transcription. The record is from RefSeq and is a predicted model, not a curated record.
CCAAUCCUGUUUCUACUGUUUUUUCGGGGACCCCCCUUUGAGUGAAGGGAAUCUUUUCUGGUUCUUUACCCUUUCUCUUUCUUUUCUCUGUUCACAUCCUCUGUUCCUAUACCGAAGGCCUACCCACAUAAAACUAAAAUAAACAUACUACCCCUGUAUAUUCAUCAUCUAGAGAGAGAGAGAGAGAGAGAGAGAGAGAGAGAACCCACUCACUCACUCGGCGUGCAAAACCCAAAAGAAAAGCAGCUGAGAUUGCAAUCCCACAAACAAUCAUAACUUUCUCCCUCUCUUUCCCUUUCUCCUUCCCCUUUCAUUCCCCUUUUAUUGCGUUUGGUUUUUAUAUUUGUUUCGGUGGGGGCUUCUCUUGGGAUGUUAUAUGAUAGUGGUUGGAUUUUCAGUCUUUUGGUACUGCCUUUCUGCGCUCUCACUUGAUGGGUUGAAGCUCUGGUAAAACCGAGAGAUUUUUCUGUUUUCCAGCUGAUUUCCGGGGGUGAAACUUGAAGAAAAGCCAAUUUUCCACUUGGGUUUCUUAUACUAGUCUUUUUACUUGGAACUAAGAAAUGGAUGGAUGCUCAAAAACGGACAUGGACUGUCCGCAGCUGCUGGAUUUGAUACCUAAAGACAGAGAGUGGCUUGUACAGAGGGGCGAGCAAAACAGCCAUGGAUCUUCAGAGGAGAAAAAGCUUGAGCUAAGGCUUGGUCCACCAGGUGAAGAAAGAGAGGAAUCAUCUCUCCUCUCUCUUGGGUACUUCUCUAACAAAACUAACCAGAACAGAGGAAUCAGAGGAUUUACAAACGCUGUUGAAAUGAAACCAGGGGAGAAAGCAUGGAUCAUGAACAACAACAAUGGAGGCCAAACCCAUUUUUCUUUUUCAGAAAAUCCAUUUGGGUCAUCCUCGGAUUACAUGGUAAAGACCCAACAACAGCAGCAGCAGCAGCAGGGUAAUGCUCUGUUUCCUUUGAUUCAAUCGAACCCACAAAGAAUGGCCAUAAAGGCAAAGGAAUCAUCACAUGGCUGUCCCAAUAAAGGAGAAGAUCUGCAGCAGAAAAAUGCAGAAAAGAAGGUCUUUCCACCACCACCAGCUUCUGCAAAUCCAGCUGUGGCCACCAACAGCUCUCAGAAAAGAACUGCUCCUGCUCCAGUAGUGGGGUGGCCUCCAAUUCGUUCAUUUAGGAAGAAUCUUGCCAGUAGCAGUUCAUCCAAGCCGAUCCCUGAGUCGCAAAAUGUUGCCCCGAACAAGGAAUUGAGUGAAAAACCGGCUGAAAGUUGUAAAAAAGGUUUCUUUGUGAAGAUAAAUAUGGAUGGAGUUCCCAUUGGAAGGAAAGUUGAUCUCAAAGCCUAUGACAGCUAUGAAAACCUCUCCUCUUCUGUUGAUGAGCUCUUCAGAGGCCUACUUGCAGCUCAAAGAGAUUCCUCGGCUAGUGGAAUUCAGAACAGGCAAGAGGGAGAGAAAGCGAUUACAGGUUUAUUAGAUGGAAGUGGGGAAUAUACCCUUGUUUAUGAGGACAAUGAAGGAGACAGGAUGCUUGUUGGAGAUGUCCCAUGGCACAUGUUUGUGUCCACUGUCAAAAGGCUGCGCGUCUUGAAAACCUCUGAGCUGUCGACAUUACGCUUUGGUAAUAAGCAACAGAAGAUCCCACUUGACGCUGCAAAGAAUUGAAGGAAAGCGUAGUGUUUUCAUGUGAGAAUCUGGAGGAGACCUGAUUUGUGAAUCAAAUUUGACACAUUUGAUUGUAUGUUCCGAGUGAGAGAGAAUAGCAAUUGUAUUUAAAUAUACUCGUGCUCAUGUAUUGGGAAUGGACUUGUUUUCUUGUAAGUUUUCGAAAUUUUCCUUUUCUUUCCGGCUUUUUUCUUGGACGAAAAGGUCAAGAUAGAAGGGCUACAUAUGGGGAUGACUAUGCUUUUCUAUUUUUUUUUCCCCUCUACUUGUUUGUGCUGUAAUUUACUUCUGCUUAACGUGGGUUUUCUAUCUUUUUCCCCC